Molecule: messenger RNA, 1911 nt
Organism: Egretta garzetta (little egret)
Lineage: Eukaryota; Metazoa; Chordata; Aves; Pelecaniformes; Ardeidae
Gene: OVCH1
Product: ovochymase 1
Biological process (GO): proteolysis
Molecular function (GO): serine-type endopeptidase activity
Source: RefSeq, a predicted model, not a curated record
AUGAAAGAAGAUAAUUACAUUCUAAUUUUAAUAAUUAGGCAUUUUAGAAGUCUAGGUCUGGAGUGUGGACUUCAUGCCACUGACCUGAAGAGCCCAAAGGAUGCUCUGCUGCUGGGAUUCUUCUCUCAGAUUGCUGGAGGGAGAGAGAGCCGGGUGGUCACAGUGGGGGAACAUCACCUCCAGCGGGCAGACAGGCAGGAGCAGAGCAUCCCUGUCUCAUGUGUCAUCAUCCACCCCAUGUUCAACCGGAUGCAUUACAUGGAUUGCGACAUGGCCCUGCUGCACCUGCAGCACCCAGCCCAGUACAGGGAUGAGGUCCAGCCCAUCCACCUUCCCCACAGGGAUGAAGACUUCCAGGCUGGGAUGCUGGACCCCCACGAGAUGGAGCUGCCCCUUGCCAACGGCCAGACCCGCAGCACACUGCUGAGGGGCAUGAACCAGCUGCUGGAGUGGGGCUCCAUGCUGUGUCUUGGCUUUCCUGAGGGUGGAAGGGAUGCAUGCAAGGGUGACUCUGGGGGCCCCCUUGCAUGUCUGAGGAUGGGCAGCACCAGGACUCUGGCCGGUGUGGUGUCCAGGGGGGUCGGUUGUGCCAGAGGAUGGGAUACCCUCAAGGGAAGCACCACGGCCUGGGGUGGAUCUCCAGGCAUCUUCUCCUGGGUGGCUGCAUUUGUGGACUUCAUUGCCCAGCACGUGGCACCAGUGCCAGAGGACAAAAUCAUCUUGAUACGCUUCACCAAAUUAGACGUAGAGUACCAAGUUGGAUGUGACUGUGGCUACGUGUCCCUCUAUUCGAAUGGAAGAGAGCUGAUCAGUAAAUCCUGCAGGAAUGGAUUCCCAGCCCCUCUGCUGGCAGAGUCGGACAAGACCACCAUUACGUUUGUUUCUGAUGGGAGCAACGCUGGCCGUGGCUUCCAGCUCACUUUUGUGGCUGUUCAUAAGGCCCCUGAAACAGGUUUGGGCUGCGGGAGCGUCACAAUGUUAGUGGAAGAGGGGAAGAUUGAUGCUGCUAAUUACCCUGGCUUGUAUCCCAGGAACACAGAGUGCCACUGGCUCAUUGAGGCUCCAGCAGAGUAUGUUGUAAAGUGCUGUCUUGAAGGCACCUGUGGCCUUCCCCCAGUUACUCCCUGGUGGCUGUUCAAGUGUAUUACUCGGGCUGAGGAGGCUUGUCCUCACUGUUGGCCAUGGCACACUGCCCUGAAGCUCCUUGGAGACUACCGCUAUGAUGGGGCUGUUGUGAGAGAGGUGAAAACCAUCACAGUGCAUCCCCACUUCGACAUGCUGAGCUGUGACUCCGACAUUGCCCUGGUGCACCUAGACGUCCCCCUGGAGUACACGCUGCUGAGGCCAGCGCGCCUGCCCAGCAGCACAGAGAUGUUAUCUUCAUCUUCCCUCUGCACUCUGUCUGGAUGGAGGGUCAUCGAAGAAGAUGGGAACUGAGCGAAGCAGUUGCAGCAGACAUGAGUGCCUGUACUUGAGAAUGAAAUUUGUGAGAGGAGUUACUGCUUCAGCCACCCUGGAGGGAUGACAGCCAGGAUGCUUUGUGCUGGCUUUGUUUCUGCGGGAGGCCGGGACUCCCGUCAGAGCACUGUUCAAGAACUAACUAAUCUCCUUGAAAUCAUGAGGCAAGCAGGAUACGUGGGAAGCACAGAGUGCUCUUGGAUACUCUGACUAUCUCUGAAGGGCAUGGCAAAGAUUAUAGUAAAGCAUCUGCCAAUAACAUCAUCACUGAACAGCCAAGAGGGGUUUCUUGGCAUUUAUGAAGUGAGCCACUGCCACUGGAGAAUUGUAGCCCCAUUAAAAUCCAUUAUUUGACUUGAAGUCCUGGACUUCUGGUCUGAAAGAAAUCUGUCUAAUUGUCAUGGCCAACUGAUGGCGUACGAAGGAUUUGGACUAACCAGAGUUAACGGGUGA